CAUCUUUCUUUUGUACUUGUUGUUUUUACUUUGUUGUUUGUUUGCCAUAAGUUGUUGAGGUAUCACAAUGGCCAGCCUAUUGAGUGCAACUGAUAGUCUUCAGGCUCCGACUGCCGGAGUGAAGCCGCACCUGCAGCCUUGGGAGAUAAUUGCGUGGUCUCCAGAGCGUCUGGGCAACCUGUAUUCCGACUGGGCACUAUACUUUUUUCGCCAACAGCGCUACGCAAAUGGACUUCGUUAUUUCAAUAACGCCCAGGACCUGAACCCUUUGAGUGCGAGGUCCCUGAUGCUCCGGAGUCAGCUGAAGAGGGCCGUGGGCUUGGCGCCGGAGGGUCUGAAGGAUUGCUACCAGGCAGAAGAUCUGCUGAAGAGGCUCAAACCACCGGUCGCCUCUCCCAACGUCAGUCUGGAGGUCUGCAACUCUCUAUAUGAGUCAAAUCGACUGGAGGAUGCCAAGAUAAGUCUGCACUGCCAUCUGAGGCGUUUCAGGUCCGCACAAAAAGUGCCCGCUGUGGAUCAUCUGAAUGUGCUAAAUGAGAACUUUCGUGACACAUUAUCGGAUGAUACCACGAUGUCAGUUCAGCGUCUCAUCAAUCGCAUGGGCACUUUGUCUAAGGCGCCCAAGGAGCUGAAAGACGAUUGCGAUGUCGUAAGCAUAAUGGAAAAGGAGGAAAUACAACUGUCCCCGCUGGAAAUAGCUAGACGUAAAAGGCACUUUAAGAUAUAUAACCAGUCGUACCUAAACAAGUGCUGGGUGGAUGUGGCAUUCCUCAAGAGACUUCGCGAUGAUCCCAAUGUGCAGCCCAAGCAUUGUCAAAAGUCAUCGGAGUAUUUGGGCAAAUUGAUGGCAGGCAAUUAUAAAGCGGAGCGAACUCUGACGAAAAUGCUGCACACACGAAGUCCCAUGUACGCUCUGCAUCGUCAAAAGUACCCCAGCGAGGGAUUUUACAAUAAACAGAUGGAAGAAAAUCUAUACCGCAUUCAGUACCAGACGAGGCGAAAUAUGUUCAAGAUCCUACGCAGUAUUCGGCUGCUGAUACGAGUUGGAGAACUAAAUAAACUGACAACGUUUAUUGAGGAGGUCAUGGGAGAUUAUGUCACCAUCAAGACACAUCGCGUAAUGCCGUGGAAAUUUGAAUUCACUAAUGAGGUUUACAACUAUUUGGGUCUAGCCCGCAUUAAUGAGUACAAAAUCCCCAGCAAUAUGACCGUCUUGCAUGGCAGACAGCGCCUUUUGACACUUUUCAGACUGCCGCCCAAUAACAGUCAGGAACUGAAAAAGGCAAAGCCAAAGCGACCGACCACAAUGGUAGCCAGAUCGGCUAUUACCGAUCCCAAGGCGGAGAAAUUUAAGAAACAAGUGGCCCGUCUGGAGAGUCGGAUGCGGUUUUCCGAGUUUCACAUAGAACGAUCCUAUCUUCUACACGAACUGGCCCAAGAGCACUUAAACAAUAAUUCAUUUGAUGCGGCCUGUUCCAUGGCCAGAAAGGCCUUUGACGAGGCCGUAAAAUGCAAUAGUUUUGUUUGGAGCUUCUUGAGUCUGAUCGUAAUAUGCAAGACGCACGCGAUUUUGGGUAAAAUUGAGCGGGAAAAGGAAAUCCUCGCUGAGGCCUUUGAGCUGGCCAAAAAAAUGAAAAACCUCGACCUUUGUCUGUUCAUAGAUAUCUGCAUUAAGGUAAAUGCGGAGGAGAUGGAAAUGAAACGAAUGAUCACAUCUGAUUUAAGUUCAAAAAAACAAAAACUUGGCUCUAGAAUGUUCCAAAGCAACGAUCAAGUAAUAAAUGAGGAUCGAAGCCAAAUUAGCUAAAAAAUAAUAUAGAAUAUUUAACAUCAAAACGGAAUAUUUGGACCUCAUAAUAAAAAAUAUUUUAUCAUAA
Molecule: messenger RNA, 1877 nt
Organism: Drosophila rhopaloa
Lineage: Eukaryota; Metazoa; Arthropoda; Insecta; Diptera; Drosophilidae
Exons: 8
Coding region: 68-1807 (579 amino acids)
Molecular function (GO): protein binding
Source: RefSeq, a predicted model, not a curated record